Cyprinus carpio (common carp) is the source of this 4688-nucleotide messenger RNA. RefSeq names its product F-box/LRR-repeat protein 20-like. The transcript is spliced from 16 exons. Gene Ontology annotation, biological process: SCF-dependent proteasomal ubiquitin-dependent protein catabolic process. Gene Ontology annotation, cellular component: SCF ubiquitin ligase complex. Lineage: Eukaryota; Metazoa; Chordata; Actinopteri; Cypriniformes; Cyprinidae. The coding region runs from base 391 to 1701 and encodes 436 amino acids. The record is from RefSeq and is a predicted model, not a curated record. Gene Ontology annotation, molecular function: protein binding.
CAACUACAAAAUUGGUAAUAUUUAAUCAAAAAUGACUUAAAUUUGACGUUUAAGACGUUGAACGUUGUCCACAGACAAUAAUAACUUUAGACUUUUGCUGCGGUUACUACCACACCACACAUAGCUUCAAAUUUUCAGAUGGGGAAACUGUCUGGGAUCUAGUCAUGGUAAAGAGGAGGGGGUGAUCCACAACACAACGGGAGAUGAGCUUGAUUUGUUCAUACUUCAGCCACUGGGGCUCUUCUACACCUCCGCCGUAUACAAACGCGAGGAAAUCGAGCGAAAACACGGCAUGAGCUCGACGGAAACCAGCGGCUCCGACGCAUCUGACACCUUUUAAUCACCGGACGCGCGUUUCUUCCCCGGUUGAGCGACUGUACCGUGUUCAGGAUGGGCAAGGAGGUGAACGGCGUCUCUCGGAGUCGCUUCGAGAUGUUCUCCAAUAAUGACGAGGCUGUUAUCAACAAGAAGCUGCCGAAGGAACUGCUGUUACGAAUUUUCUCAUUUCUGGACGUAGUCACACUUUGCCGCUGCGCACAAGUCUCACGAUCAUGGAAUGUGUUAGCCCUGGAUGGCAGUAACUGGCAGCGCAUUGACCUGUUUGACUUCCAGAGAGACAUUGAGGGCCGUGUGGUGGAGAACAUCUCAAAACGGUGUGGAGGCUUCCUAAGGAAGUUAAGUCUUCGAGGAUGUCUGGGGGUUGGAGACAGCGCUCUCAGAACGUUUGCCCAGAACUGCCGAAAUAUAGAGCUGCUCAGCCUCAAUGGCUGCACCAAGAUCACUGACAGUACCUGUUACAGCUUGAGUAAAUUUUGUCCCAAACUGAAGCACUUGGAUCUUGCCUCCUGCACCUCAAUCACAAACCUGUCCCUCAAAGCUCUGAGCGAGGGCUGUCCGUUGCUAGAGCAGCUGAACAUCUCGUGGUGUGAUCAGGUGACCAAAGAUGGCAUACAAGCGCUUGUGAGAUGUUGUCCAGGACUCAAAGGCCUGUUCCUCAAGGGCUGCACGCAGUUGGAAGAUGAAGCACUUCAGCAUAUUGGAGCACACUGUCCAGAGCUGGUCGCACUCAAUUUGCAGACGUGUUCACAGAUCACAGAUGACGGUCUCAUAACCAUCUGUCGUGGGUGCCAUCGGCUGCAGUCUUUAUGCGUAUCGGGCUGCGCAAACAUCACAGACGCCAUUCUCAAUGCCUUGGGCCAAAACUGCCCUCGCCUCAGAAUAUUAGAGAUGGCUCGCUGCUCUCAGCUUACAGAUGUAGGCUUCACCUCACUAGCGCGGAAUUGUCAUGAAUUAGAAAAGAUGGAUUUAGAAGAGUGUGUACAGAUUACAGAUGGAACGCUCAUCCAGCUAUCUAUACACUGCCCUCGACUCCAGGUUCUGAGUUUGUCUCACUGUGAGCUCAUCACUGAUGAUGGCAUCAGGCAGCUGGGCAGCGGACCCUGCGCUCACGACCGACUGGAGGUGAUCGAGCUGGACAACUGCCCGCUCAUUACAGACGCGUCUUUAGAGCAUCUGAAAACCUGUCACAGCCUGGACCGCAUCGAGCUGUACGACUGUCAACAGAUCACCCGCGCCGGCAUCAAGCGCUUGAGGACUCACUUGCCCAACAUUAAAGUUCACGCCUACUUUGCACCCGUGACUCCGCCUCCAUCGGUGGGCGGAAGCCGCCAGAGAUUCUGUCGCUGCUGUAUCCUUCUAUGAUGUGAAACGGACUGUGCAUCUUGACCUCUCACCCCUGAUCUACCUAGAGCACAUGCUGCUGGGUCCCCGGUCAGAUCGGAUGGGAGUGACGGAGAGACAAACCCGACACCCACUCAUGAGCUUUAAUCAACACUACAGUCCAUUCAGUGGCUUUAUACAAGACUUGUAUGGUAAUUAAAGUGGACGAUUUGGGGAAUGUGCUACUUUGUUCAUCACAAACUUUUUGGAGAAGAGAACAGUGGGGCUUUUAUGAGAAAUACACGGCCACUAAAAACAUCAUCGUGGUUACGUGGUCACUGGUGUUCCUUGUUUUUGGAUGGACCACCUCAGUUUGAUUCGAGAUUAUGGUAAACAGGAGAUGAUCAUACGGUAACCAGCUCAUGGAUUCAUGCCUCAUCUAUAACACACAGUAACUGUGAGCCCCUGAGGAGCCCAGCUUUCAACACACAUUCAGACACAUCUCUCACAUACACACACAGAUUCUCUCUUUCUCUCUGUCUGGGUUGCUCUCAGUGGCUCUUUAAACUUAGAGCAUGAUUGGCUUCCGAGUCUUGCUUUUGUUUUUUUUUGUUUUUUUUUAAUCAGUCUUUAUCUGAAAAUCUCUUCAGAAGGGGACUGAGUUUCAGCCGGCUGGUGGAGACGCAGGGGCAGAUGUGAGGUUAAAGAUUUAGGCUGUAAAUAAAUAAGGCGAGAGGGAAAACAGGAACUGUAUUGAGCUGAUGAGUGUGUGUCACGCAUGAGAUUACAGCAUCUCGUGUGUGUGUGUGUGAAAAUCUGUCAUUCAUGAUCAUGGAGAGAACGGCAGUGGGCUUCAUUCAUGAAACAAACAGAAUGAAUUUCUCUCAUGGCCUUGUAGUCUUUAAGAAAAGAAAUGCCCCUGAAACGCACUUUUUUACACAUUUUCAUGAAUUUAUUUAAAUAAAUAAAAUGAAAUUGAAUUCAAAAUGUAAUGAUUAAAUAAUGAAAACCAAAAAUAUACUUUGAAAUAUGGUGAAAAUGAUGUGAUUCAGCUUGAUGCCACACAAAGAAAGAAAAAAACCCUGUUCACAUAUAUAAUGGGCAUAUAAUAUAUAAUAAUCGCAUAAAAAAACUACCACCUCUGUUCACAUAUAUAAUGGCAUAUAAUAUAUAAUAACCACAAAAAACUACCACCUCUGUUCACAUAUAUAAUGGGCAUAUUAUACAUAAUAAUCACAUAAAAAUUCAAAUAUUAGUAAAACACUAAAGUUGGAUAUUUUUAUAUUGUAAUGCAUAUUUUUACACUGAAUCUCCAAAUGAAUGCAUCAUAAAGAUACUUUAAAUAUUUGUUUAAUGGCUUCUUUUUACUCUAGAUCAGUGAUACCAAUAUUGUAUUGGUACUGUAAUAAAUUAAUUUGUUCUCAAUUUUUAAGGAUAAAAUGAAUUAUUAGAGCCAUCCAACAUUACUGUAUAAAUAAAAAGUCAUAAUUUUUAAACAUUAUUAGGCUUUGGAAAAAUAUAACAACUUCUAAUUUAAAAUGAAGGUAAAACUAUCUUCACAUAAACAUUUAGCUUUAGUAUAAAACUGCCUGUUAUUUGUUCUUGUCUCAAAUGUCGUCUCAGGCAAGUGGUUUAUGUUUAACUACAUUAAAACUAAUUCACAAUGUAGUUAAAACUAAAAAUAAUAUUUUUUUAUGAUGGAUUUUCAUAGUUUUUAGAUAUCAAAAUAUCUAUAAAUGUAUAUAAAAGACAUUAGUAAAGUAAAACAAAUGGUGAAGGCAGGAUAAUAAAGCUGUGAAGAUCAUUUUAAAACUCUUUGAGUUUUAAGUAAACUGAAAUGUUUGAAGGAAUAGUUUUUACACAGAAAUGAAUUUGUUCUUGUUUCAUGAAUGAGGCCUGAGGUGUUUUAGGUCUGUUUAUUUUCACGGCUCCACUGAUAGUUCUUCAUCCACAAAAACAAAGCGAGCAGAUCAUCAACCGUGAGCAUGUACUUUACGAUCAAUGCGCUCGUGAAUCAUCCGCUGGCUUGUAAAGUACAAUAAAUGUAAAGUAAAUGGCAAUAAAAGCCGUAUUUUGAAGUAGGUUUUCUGUAUCUUGUGAUAGUAUGAGACUUGUAGAUGUCAUCGGGUGCUUUUUGUUUUUUUUUUUUGGCUGAUUUUCUGUCAGGUUUAUUCUACACCUUCUAUUCAUUCUAUUCUUGAGUUUUUUUUUCGACUUUGUCUGCAGCACAUAAGACACAUCCUCAUUUGCAAUCAGAGAUAUGUUCGUCCAGUCCAGUGUUUUUUUGUUUUUGACCUUGACGUGAUCAUUUUUAGCCGUGUGUUUUGAUACAAUUCUGUGAUUUUUACUGCCACUUAAAGUGAUAGUUCACCCAAAAAUUUAAAUUAUGUCCCUCAAGUUGAUGGCGGCCAUUGACUUCCAUAGUGUUUCAUUUUUUUUCUUUUCUUUUUUUCAUACUAUGGAAGUCAAUGGCUAACGUCAACUAUUUUACCAGGAUUGUUCACAAUACCUUUGUUUGUGCUUGAGAAGAAAAAAAAAACUCCUACAACUUGAGGGCGAGUACAGUUUUGGGUGAACUAUCGCUUCAAUCAUUUUUGUGGCACCUGAGAUUCUUCAUAUUGUAUGCAUAUGUAAGUUUAAGACAAUCGUUGAUCAACAAAACACACUCAGAGCUAAAAAAAAGGAAAAUCUGAUUCACAAAAACAAAAAAACAGACUUUAGAGACAAAUUGCAGCCCAACUGCACGAAAAUGCUGUUACAUACUGCUAUUGAACAGAUUCUCUGUGCUUUCUUCAGGCAUGCUAAAACUCUCAGACAUCCAGUUCAGAAAGAAUUUACGCUAAACCACACCCGUGUCAUCCUGGAGAAAUAAGGCCACUUCCUCCAUUUCAUCGGUUCUUGUCAUUCUGGUCUGAUCUAAUAGCCAUGGAAUCUGUCAAUAUCAUUUCCAGUUCAUAUGUCAUUCAUCAAAAAGAAAGAUUUUAUGUUGUCCAUAAAUAAAAAUGAAGCUUAUUUUAAGACAAAUAAGA